ACGUAUGAAUCAGAUUGUGUGGAGACGGAGGGCGUGGUGCUGUACAAGUCGAUAAUGCUGAGCAACAACGAGCGCACGCCGCAGGUCAUCCGCAACGCCAUGCUCAAGUUGAACCUCGACGGCGACCCCGACGCCUACACGCUUGCACAGGUCCUGCCAGAUAGAGAAAUGGUGCUCCCUGCUAAUGCGAAUGUGUACUACGCAGUAAACACAGCAUAUAAUCUCAAUUUCAUACUGCGUCCACGUAAAUCACAGCAAGCAGAACCUGUAGCUAACGGCAAACCAAAAAACAAACGAAAUUGAAUACAAAAAA
This is a messenger RNA of Papilio xuthus (Asian swallowtail), 313 nucleotides long. RefSeq names its product ral guanine nucleotide dissociation stimulator-like 1. Bases 55 to 303 code for a protein of 82 amino acids. The transcript is spliced from 2 exons. Lineage: Eukaryota; Metazoa; Arthropoda; Insecta; Lepidoptera; Papilionidae. Gene Ontology annotation, biological process: signal transduction. The record is from RefSeq and is a predicted model, not a curated record.